CUGGAAACAACCGAUCAUAUAAAAAGACCAAUGAAUGCAUUUAUGGUAUGGUCAAGAAUUAGAAGGAAACACGUUUUCAGUCAAAACCCGAGACUUCAUAAUUCAGAGAUUUCUAAGCGCCUUGGAGCUGAAUGGAAACUACUAUCAGAAAUAGAAAAAAUGCCAUUUAUUGAUGAGGCUAAAAGAUUGAGGACCCAGCAUAUGGUAGACCAUCCGCAGUACAAAUACAGGCCCAGACGAAAAACGAAAGAUGUAAAAGAUUGUAGUGAUUCAACUGGUAGAAAAACGAAUUCAUGUUGCGAUCCAUUGCAGCUCGCUAUCAAUAGAACAUUUUAUGCCUCAUGUGAGAAACUUCCAACAAUCACAUUAGGAAGUACAUCUAUUGAUUCCGGAAACUAUUCUACUGGAAACAAUAUUGCCUAUGUUUCAACAUCAAAUUAUAGUGCCUCGUUGUCUAACAUGUCCGACGGUUUUUCAGCCCGAUCUUGGCCAAUUACGAACCACUCAGGAACUCAACAACCAGCAAAAUAUGUAUGUAAUUAAUAUGUAUAAUGUACAUAAUUCAAAGAACGCGAGCAACCUUUAGACCACCUAAUUUAUAAAUUCACAGGCUUCAACUUAUG
This is a messenger RNA of Dendroctonus ponderosae (mountain pine beetle), 623 nucleotides long. Its product is annotated as sex-determining region Y protein. The record is from RefSeq and is a predicted model, not a curated record. The transcript has 3 exons. Gene Ontology annotation, biological process: anatomical structure morphogenesis; cell differentiation; regulation of DNA-templated transcription. Gene Ontology annotation, molecular function: DNA-binding transcription factor activity, RNA polymerase II-specific; RNA polymerase II cis-regulatory region sequence-specific DNA binding. Bases 31 to 543 code for a protein of 170 amino acids. NCBI's taxonomy places the organism in Eukaryota, Metazoa, Arthropoda, Insecta, Coleoptera, Curculionidae.